Cryptosporidium ubiquitum is the source of this 1134-nucleotide messenger RNA. RefSeq lists its product as uncharacterized. The transcript has a single exon. The record is from RefSeq and is a predicted model, not a curated record. Bases 1 to 1134 code for a protein of 377 amino acids. Gene Ontology annotation, molecular function: RNA binding. NCBI's taxonomy places the organism in Eukaryota, Apicomplexa, Conoidasida, Eucoccidiorida, Cryptosporidiidae.
AUGGUGCACGAAUAUAUUGGAAGCAAAAUUACGAUUAUUUCUCGUAAUGAUAAGAGAUACGAAGGUGUUCUACACUCUAUAGAUGUUGAUAAAUCCACUAUUACUUUAAAGGAUGUUAGAUAUUUUGAAAAUGGUCCAAAUGGCACCACAGGGCCUGCAUCCUCAACAGUUUUUGAAAUGAUCGUUUUUAGAGGAAGUGAUAUAACUGAUCUUGCAGUUUGUCAACCAGCAUCAGCAAACAAUAAUAAUGGACUCCCAAAUGAUCCUGCCAUAUUGUCAGUAAAUGGAGGUUCAGGAGUUACUUCAACCCAAAUCCACGCAACUGAUACUGGUAAUAUCAAUCACCAGAAACAACAAAAACCAUUAGAAACCAGUUCAAGUAACUCUAGACGUUCCCCAAAAAUGAGCUAUAGUAGUGCUGUAUCAGGAGGAAAAUCUUCAAAUUCAAAUCAAGGAAACUCUUCCUCAACCUCGAAUGGACAUAAGGACCAUCCUAGAAAUAGGCAGAGAGGUGCUGGGUAUUCCGGAAGAUCUUAUAGAGGUGGUGCCGGAGGAAGCUCUCAUAACUACAGUGGUGGAGGUCAUCAAAGGUCUUUCGUUGUUGGAGAGCUAAAGCCUAGAAUUAAUCAGGCUCUCAAAGCAGAACUUGAUACUGAAUUUGAUUUUUCUGAGCAAAACAAGAAAUUCGAAAAAACAUUUAAUGAGGGGCUUGCAUCUGCAUAUACAGAACAGGGAAUCAAGUUAGGAAGUCCAGUCUCCGAAAUUAAUAACCAAUCUGGAAUCGCAAACAUUGGUUUAGGUGGUAAUGGGAGCUCCACUACGAAUGAUGAUAAAGCGGACGAUCAAUCUAAAAAACUCACAGUCGGUGGGUAUAACAAGGUUUCUGGAUUCUUUGAUAGCAUUUCUUGCGAAACUUUGGACCCCGAACGCUCCAGGAAAUCACAGGGAUCAUCUGAUCCUCAAGCUAAAGCCCUAAGAGAAAAACAGAAACUUAUUGAUAAGGAGACUUUUGGAACUUCCGCCAUGAAGCCUCGUGCUGGAUCCUAUAACAGGGGCUCUAACAACAGAAGAGGUGGAGGAGGUCACAGAGGUGGAUACCACGGAAAUAACAGAUUUAAUAAAAGAGAGGCAUAA